Molecule: messenger RNA, 543 nt
Organism: Penicillium mononematosum
Lineage: Eukaryota; Fungi; Ascomycota; Eurotiomycetes; Eurotiales; Aspergillaceae
Gene: nctA
Product: negative cofactor 2 transcription regulator complex subunit BUR6
Exons: 2
Coding region: 1-543 (180 amino acids)
Biological process (GO): transcription by RNA polymerase II; negative regulation of transcription by RNA polymerase II; positive regulation of transcription by RNA polymerase II
Cellular component (GO): negative cofactor 2 complex; nucleus
Molecular function (GO): core promoter sequence-specific DNA binding; transcription corepressor activity; protein heterodimerization activity
Source: RefSeq, a predicted model, not a curated record
AUGGCCCGUCGUUCAAGCCGUCUUGCUCAGUCUGAACACGCCCCCAUCCCCGAACCUAUGCCUGAAGCAAUUCAACCCAUGCCCGAAAUAAUCCAACCAAUCCCGGAGCCCAUCGCAAUGGCGCCAGUCCCCACUGUCGCGCCGGAGAUGGAGGAAGAGAUGCCACCGGCACCUCCAAGUGCGGGGAUAGAAGUAAAGACCAAAUUCCCUGUGGCGCGCAUCAAGCGCAUCAUGCAGGCCGACGAGGAUGUCGGCAAGGUUGCUCAAGUGACACCGAUUGCUGUGUCCAAGGCUCUCGAACUCUUUAUGAUCUCUCUCGUCACUAAGGCGGCACAAGAAGCAAAGGAUCGCAACUCAAAGCGCGUCACGGCGUCCCAUCUCAAACAGGCCGUCGCUAAGGAUGAAGUGCUCGACUUCCUGGCCGACAUCAUCGCCAAGGUCCCCGAUCAACCCGCUGGCCGGAAACACGAUGACGACGGAAGUGAUCAGAAUGAGGGUCGCCGUAAGCGUGGCGGGCGGCGACCAAAGGAUGAGAGUGAUUGA